Penicillium alfredii is the source of this 3588-nucleotide messenger RNA. RefSeq names its product chromosome segregation protein SMC. The record is from RefSeq and is a predicted model, not a curated record. NCBI's taxonomy places the organism in Eukaryota, Fungi, Ascomycota, Eurotiomycetes, Eurotiales, Aspergillaceae. Gene Ontology annotation, cellular component: chromosome. Gene Ontology annotation, molecular function: cohesin loader activity; ATP binding; ATP hydrolysis activity. The transcript has 5 exons. Bases 1 to 3588 code for a protein of 1195 amino acids. Gene Ontology annotation, biological process: mitotic sister chromatid cohesion.
AUGUAUGUCAAGCAGAUUAUCAUCCAGGGCUUCAAAAGCUACAAGGACCAAACGGUCAUCGAGCCAUUCUCUCCCAAGCACAAUGUCAUCGUCGGUCGCAAUGGGUCCGGGAAGAGUAACUUCUUCGCGGCCAUUCGUUUCGUUCUCAGCGAUGCGUACACCCACCUCGGUAGAGAGGAGCGACAGGCCCUCCUGCACGAAGGAUCGGGUUCGGCUGUGAUGUCGGCUUAUGUCGAGAUUAUCUUCGACAACUCGGACGACCGAUUUCCAACAGGCAAACCGGAACUUGUACUUCGACGUACCAUCGGCAUUAAGAAAGACGAAUAUACCUUGGACCGCAAAAAUGCCACCAAAAACGACGUGAUGAACCUCCUCGAGUCCGCCGGUUUCUCCCGCUCAAACCCUUACUACAUUGUCCCUCAGGGUCGUGUUACCGCCCUGACUAACAUGAAAGACUCCGAGCGUCUGGUGCUUCUCAAAGAGGUCGCGGGUACACAGGUGUAUGAGGCCCGCCGUGCCGAGUCUCUCAAGAUCAUGCACGAGACCAACAACAAGCGCACCAAGAUCGACGAGCUCUUGGACUAUAUCAACGAGCGUCUGGCCGAACUCGAAGAGGAAAAGGAUGAGCUCCGAAACUACCAAGAAAAAGACAAGGAACGUCGUUGCUUAGAAUAUACCAUCUAUUCAAGCGAACAGCGGGAGAUUGCACGUGUCCUCGAUAAUCUCGAAGAACAACGACAGAAUGGCGUUGAGGAUGCCGAUAAUAAUCGCGACCAGUUCAUCGAAGGCGAGAAAGCGAUGGCUCAAAUCGAUGCCGAGAUUGCAGAGUGCCGGCAACAGAUUGAGUUCCUUAAGGUGGACAAGUCUCAACUGGAGGAUGAGCGUCGUGAGGCCUCUAAGGCCCUUGCGCAAAUUGAAUUGCAGGCCAAGUCCCUCGUUGACAACCAAUCUGCCGCGCAGGCACUAAAGUCGCGCCAUGAUGCAGAUUUGACAUCGGUGCAAAAUGCCAUUGGAGAACGUGAAGCUGAACUCAAGGAGCUUUUACCCGGUUUCAAUGCCUCCAAGGAUCAAGAAGAUACGGUCAAAGCGCAAUUGACCGAGGCGGAGACGUCUCGCCAGCGUCUGUAUGCAAAGCAGGGCCGGAAUUCGCGAUUCAAGAACAAGUCGGAGCGUGACAAGUGGCUUCAAAUGGAGGUUCGAGAGAGCCACACGUCUAUCUCCACUGUCCAAGGAGUCGUGGCGCAGACGCACGAAGACAUCAAAGAGCUGGAAAGCGAGAUUGCUUCCCUGGAGCCGGAAACCGAGCGCCUUCGGAAGCAGAUCGACGGACAAGGCGACAACGUGCAUUCUGUGGAUCAGCAAAUCCAGAAUGCCAAGGACGAAAGAGACCGGUUAAUGGACCAGAGAAAAGAGGAGGCAAAGCUUGACUCUGUUCUCUCUAAUGCAUCUCAGGAAGUGGACCGCUCAGAACGCAACCUCUCUCAGAUGAUGGACAACAAUACAAGCCGCGGAAUUGCAGCGGUCCGGAGAAUCAAGCGCCAGCACAAUCUCGAGGGCGUUUAUGGCACCCUGGCCGAACUUUUCGAGGUCAAUGACCGUUAUCGGACCGCUGUUGAGGUCACGGCUGGACAAAGCUUGUUCCACUACGUUGUCGACACUGAUGAAACGGCGACAACAGUCCUGGAGCUUCUGCAGAAAGAAAAGGCCGGGCGUGUGACGUUCAUGCCUUUGAAUCGACUUCGUUCCAAACCAGCCAACCUCCCGCGAGCCAGCGAUACCAUCCCCAUGAUCGAUAAAAUGCAGUUUGACCCUGCGUACGAGAGGGCAUUCCAGCACGUUUUCGGCAAGACCAUCAUCUGCCCCAAUUUGCAGGUUGCCUCUCAGUACGCUCGCAGCCACGGCGUCAACGCGAUCACUCCCGAGGGUGACCGAUCAGACAGGCGCGGUGCCCUGACUGGCGGAUUCCACGACUCCCGCCAAUCUCGACUGGACGCUGUCAAGCAACUGGGCAAAUGGAGGGACGAGUACGAAACGAAAAGGAAUCGUGGUGUGGAGAUUCGGAAGGAGCUGGAGAAGCUGGACCAAGUGGUUACGAAGGCUGUCGGCGAACUUCAGAAGCUGGAUCAGCAGAGGCACCAAGUGCAAAACAGCAGUGGACCUUUGCGGCACGAGUACAAAAGCAAGCGGGAUCUCUUUCAGAAAAAGAACGACACCCUCGACGCCAAACGCCGUGCUCUUCGCAACAUCGAAUCAAACCUUGCUUCCUUGAACGAUCAGGUUAACGCUUUCCAGGCUGAGCUGUCUUCGCCAUUCCAGAAGGCUCUGACUAGUGAGGAAGAGGCCCACUUGGAAAAUCUCAGCGGGACCGUCCAAGAUCUUCGACGGCAGUACCAAGAGCUGUCCGCUCAGCGCAGUGAGCUAGAGGCUCGGAAGUCGGUUCUGGAAGUUGAGCUGCGAGAGAACCUCAAUCCUCGCCUUGAUCAGCUGCUGAACCGGGAUAUUGACCUGGCCGAUGACGAGGUACAGGGCAACUUGAAAGAAACCCAACGCGAACAGAAGCGACUGAGUCAGUCGCUAGAGAAGCUGACUGAACGGUUGAACCAAGUAGACUCAUCGAUUGAGGAAGGCAAUGCUCGUGUUGCUGAUCUCCAGCAGCGCAAUGGAGAGACUCGACGGGGCUUGGAAGAUCUGGCUCGAUCAAUUGAGAAACAUCAACGUCGCAUGGAGAAGAGCAUGCAAAAGAAAGCCGCGCUUACGAAGCAGGCAGCAGAAUGCGCUGCCAAUAUUCGUGACCUCGGUGUACUGCCGGACGAGGCUUUCACCAAGUAUAAGAACGCGGAAUCCAACACUGUCGUGAAGAAGCUGCACAAGAUUAACGAGGCGCUGAAGAAGUACUCUCAUGUCAACAAAAAGGCGUUUGAGCAGUACAACAGUUUCACCAAGCAGCGAGAGACUCUGACCACUCGCCGUGAAGAACUGGAUGCUUCUCAGAAUUCCAUCGACGACCUCAUCUCGGUGCUGGACCAACGAAAGGAUGAGGCCAUUGAACGGACGUUCAAGCAGGUUUCCCGCGAAUUUGCCAACGUGUUUGAAAGGCUUGUUCCCGCCGGCCGUGGCCGCCUGAUCAUCCAGCGCAAGACGGAUCGCACCCUGCGACCUGAGGACGAGGUCGACUCCGACGACGAAGAAGCGCGGCAGAGCGUUGAGAACUACGUUGGUGUGGGUAUCAGUGUGAGCUUCAAUAGCAAGCAUGAUGAGCAACAGCGCAUUCAACAACUCAGUGGUGGACAAAAGAGUCUCUGCGCUCUUGCGCUCGUCUUCGCCAUCCAAGCCUGCGACCCAGCGCCUUUCUAUCUGUUCGAUGAGAUUGAUGCCAACCUGGAUGCGCAAUACCGAACGGCAGUGGCGCAGAUGCUCCAGUCCAUCUCCGACUCCACCAACGGCCAGUUCAUCUGCACCACGUUCCGACCGGAGAUGCUGCAUGUGGCAGAGAAGUGCUACGGCGUUAGCUUCCGACAGAAGGCCAGUACUAUCGACGUGGUGUCGCGCGAGGAGGCGCUCAAGUUUGUGGAGGAGCAGAAGACGUGA